AAGGAAGUUUUUUAAGAUAAGCUAUCUUCCAGUGUAGCAACUCUUGAUAAUUUGCACAACCAAAUGAAGACGUUGUCUUUGAGAUUUGAGUGUUCAGAGGAAGUUGUUGGAAAUUGCAAAAGGGAGUUGAAAGAACUCAGCAUUGAAAAAGAGGAGAGCGAGAAAUAUUUUAGAGAUGAACAGUGCAAAACUACCAAUGUCAUUGAGGAAAAAGAUGCUAUGAUCAAGCAUUUGGAAGCAACUGUAUCUGCUACCAGAUUGGAUAUGGAGAGCUUAACUCAAAGAUGGAAGAGUUGCAUGUUGGUUUGAAAUUUAAGGAGGGGAUGACAUUCAAGUUGGAGAAUUUCAGAAGAGAUGUAGGAGACAGAAAAGAAUGAUCUAAAAUCUGUGUAAGUGACAUUGAAUGAAUUGACAAAAAAAAUGUAGAUACCCCUCAUGAGGAUGGAGGACAAGGUGAGGAUGAGGGACACGAAGAAGAGUUGGGAAGAGAUGAAGAUGAUGACGAUGAGGGAGACAAAGAAGAGUCGGGAACAGAAAAUGUUGAAGACGGAGAUGAAUUUUCUAAGGAGCCUUGACCUUGGCCUUUUCAUUGU
This is a messenger RNA of Camellia sinensis, 593 nucleotides long. Lineage: Eukaryota; Viridiplantae; Streptophyta; Magnoliopsida; Ericales; Theaceae. The record is from RefSeq and is a predicted model, not a curated record.